AUGAGAGGCAGCAAGAAGAAGAGAUUUGACAAAGUAGUAAUGGCCGCACCUGAUCUUUUAGAUCCCAAAUCAGCCACACACAACACCAAACCACGGCUGUCGUUUUCCUCCAAACCCAUCGUCUUUAACUCGGGGGAUGACUGUGACACCAUCACCACCGUAAUGAAGUGGAAAACGGUACUGUUGAUCUUCCUGCUGGUAGUUCUGUACCUGAUCAUUGGAGCCACCGUGUUCAAAGCCCUGGAACAGCCCCAGGAGAGCUUGCAGAAGUACCUCAUCGUGAAGGAGAAAAUAAACUUCCUCUCCAGGCACGCCUGUGUCAACAACUCUGAGCUGGAGGAUCUGGUGAAGCAAGUGGUGGCUGCCAUUCGUGCGGGGGUCAAUCCUUCAGGUCACCCCUCCAAUGAGACCAGCAUGUGGGACUUCAGUAGCUCCUUCUUCUUUGCAGGGACUGUCAUUACCACCAUAGGGUUUGGAAACAUCUCUCCACACACGGAGGGAGGCAGGAUCUUCUGCAUUAUCUACGCUCUGCUGGGGAUUCCUCUCUUUGGUUUUCUCUUGGCUGGAGUGGGUGAUCAGCUGGGAACCAUAUUUGGCAAAGGAAUUGCAAAAGUGGAAAAGAUGUUUGUGAAAUGGAAUGUGAGCCAAACCAAAAUCCGUGUGACAUCCACAGUACUGUUCAUCCUGUUUGGGUGCCUGUUGUUUGUGGCCAUUCCCGCUCUCAUCUUCCAGCAUAUCGAGGGCUGGAGUACUCUGGAAUCCAUCUACUUUGUUGUCAUUACAUUAACCACUAUUGGAUUUGGAGACUUUGUGGCAGGAGGAUCUGAGGUUGAAUAUCUGGACUAUUAUAAGCCUUUAGUGUGGUUCUGGAUCCUGGUAGGUCUAGCCUACUUUGCAGCAGUUCUCAGCAUGAUCGGAGACUGGCUUCGGGUCAUUUCCAAGAAGACCAAAGAAGAGGUUGGAGAGUUCCGUGCGCACGCUGCAGAAUGGACAGCUAACGUGUCGGCGGAGUUUAAAGAAACGCGGCGCCGACUGAGUGUGGAAAUUUAUGACAAGUUUCAGAGGGCAACAUACAUCAAGCGCAAACUGUCCUCUGAGCUCGGACAAAACCCGGGUCAGGACUUGAUGUCAUGCAAGAGGACCCUAUCUGUUAACUUCACAGAUGAACUCGAAAAAGAACCGCCUGCCUUAACCAAAAAUGGCAGUCUGUACCUGAAUGGACUUACUCCGGAUUUCACUGACUGCGGGGAGAUUUCCAUUAUUGAGCGUCUUAAAUAAGGCUCAGUGAAAAACUGAAGAUUUAUAUCAAUAAGUUUACUUGUAUCAAGAAGUUGUAUCAAAUCUUUUUGGGAUGUAUAUGAAUGUGCUGUCACUUUUAUCAAUGUAGUGGAAUCAUUGGGAGGGAACAUUUAUGUGAAAUUAAUCUGUCUGCAUUUUGUAGGGAUUAAGAUGAUAUUUGAUAAAGUCUGUAUUCUUUAGCAAAACAGGUAAGGAGCUUUUAAUAUACGGUGAAUCAUAUUUGUGCCUUAAAUAUCAUGAAGAAUGGGACCUUGCUAGCAGCUGUUACAUGUUGAGUGAUACAAAGAAAUGAAAUUGAGGCUAGUUUUUCGGAGAAUGGACCACCUGAAUUUGUUCAUCGUGUCCAAACACUGAGGAAUUUAAUUGCUUUUUGGAUGUAUAUCUCGAACACAGCAUGUGCGAGCGUCUGUUCAGCAUCUCUUACAGGGUAUCAAGCAGGAAAGGGUGACUGUUUAUGAUAUUGACACAGCUGUUCUCCUGUGACUCACAAGCUUAGUUUUUUAUUAUGCAUUAGCACGUUAUUUUUUAAUCUACACUGUAAAU
Triplophysa dalaica is the source of this 1842-nucleotide messenger RNA. RefSeq names its product potassium channel, subfamily K, member 2a (gene kcnk2a). The coding region runs from base 1 to 1278 and encodes 425 amino acids. The transcript is spliced from 7 exons. The record is from RefSeq and is a predicted model, not a curated record. Gene Ontology annotation, molecular function: potassium ion leak channel activity; outward rectifier potassium channel activity. Gene Ontology annotation, biological process: stabilization of membrane potential; potassium ion transmembrane transport. Gene Ontology annotation, cellular component: membrane. NCBI's taxonomy places the organism in Eukaryota, Metazoa, Chordata, Actinopteri, Cypriniformes, Nemacheilidae.